This is a messenger RNA of Episyrphus balteatus (marmalade hoverfly), 3117 nucleotides long. Its product is annotated as S1 RNA-binding domain-containing protein 1. Gene Ontology annotation, molecular function: structural constituent of ribosome; mRNA binding. The record is from RefSeq and is a predicted model, not a curated record. The transcript is spliced from 14 exons. Gene Ontology annotation, biological process: nucleobase-containing compound metabolic process; translation. NCBI's taxonomy places the organism in Eukaryota, Metazoa, Arthropoda, Insecta, Diptera, Syrphidae. Bases 117 to 2927 code for a protein of 936 amino acids.
GAUUUGAAAACCGUUUGGCGGCUGUUUGUGUUUAAUGUUUUGUUUGCAAUUUUUCCAUAUAUAUUUUUUGCAAACAAUUAUUAUUUAUUAAAAUUAAAUAUUUUAACUAAUUAACCAUGAGUACAAGACCAACAAGACGUGCCGCUACAAAAGUCGCAGCAAUUAUUAUAUCAGACAGUGAAGCUGAAACACCAAUUAAGCCCAAAAGAGGACGAGUCAAGAAAAUUGUUGAUCCUGAUGCGGACAUAGAAAUGAAAAAAUCGCCAGUAAAAGCUGUAAAACGCAGAGGAAGACCACCAAAGAAAAUCGUUGAAGAAAUCAACAGCGACGAUGACAAUGAUGAUGCAAAUCCUCCAACCAAAAAAGUCAAAAAAGAGGAGCCCCUCGAUGAGGAUGAAAAACCAGUCAAAGUUGUAAAACCGCGAGCUAAAAGAGUUGCCGCUCCUAAAAAACCAGCUGCUCCCAGAAAGCCACGCACAACCAAAGCUUCAACAAGUAAAGCUGUUAAAGACGAAAUUGAAAGUGAAAAUCAAGAUCCAAAUAGUGAUGAAGCUGCCACUGAAGUGCCAGAUGUUCCAGAUGGACAAGUUUUGUCAGCGGUGAAGAAAUACACGGCCAGACCUUCAAUGUCUGGUGCAUUGAAUUCUUCAUUUAUGGCACGACGCAAAGUUUGGGACAUCUAUGAGCUUUUGGCAGAACAAGAAAACAUCGAUACCCUCUCAGCCAAAAAUAUAGUCUAUCUCUUUGAAAAUGAAAAUACAAUUCCUUUCAUUUGCCGCUAUCGUCGAGAUCUCAUCAGCCAAAAUAUCACACCGGAAAAGUUGCGUGAUAUUAAAAAUGCUUACACAGAAAUUUUGGCCUUGCGAAAGAAAGCCGAAACUAUUGUAAGUCAACUGGAAAAGGAGACAGAAAUCAAUGAAGAAGUUCGUACGGAGAUGUUAUGUGCCAAGAGUGCUGAAGAGUUGGAGUUUUUGUAUGCACCAUACAAACCUGCUAGCAAAGGAUCUCUAGCUGAUCGUGCCAAAGCCUUGGGUCUUGAAGAAAUUUCUGAUCGUUUGCUCUUUGGCGACUUGCCUCCAGUCGACCUGAAUAUGGUUGUAGACCGAAAAAAUCCUGAUUUGGAUCAUUUUGAUAAAGCAUUUGAAGGAGUAUGUCACAUUAUAUCACAUAAUUUCGCUAAACACACUGGAAUUCUUGAAGAAUUGCGUCGAUUACAAAAAGUUCAUAACAUAACAUUAAAAUGUACAAAAGCAAAGGUAGUUGAGCCAAAAGAGUCCAAAGAAGACUCAAAAUCCAAGUCUGCUGCAUUUACUUCUUCACAUGGUAACCGCAAUGAUCAAUCAAAGUAUGAAUCGUACUUUAAAUUUGAAAAUUCCAUUCGUUACAUCAAACCUCAUCAGGUUUUGGCCAUAAACCGUGGAGAAAAGUCAAAGUUUUUGACUGUAAAAAUCAAUAUUCCAGAUUAUUUUAAACAUGAAAUUAAAAGAUAUAUUCGUAAUGUUUUUACAUGCGAACAAAACUAUCCACUUAGGAAUGAGGUAUUGGAAAAGGCCUUUGAGGAAUGUUAUACAAAGAAACUUGUUCCAUUGGUUUCACGACAAAUACGAUCUGAUUUAAAUGAAUCAGCCAAAAAAGCAUCUAUUGAUGUUUUUGCUAAAAAUCUGAAACAACUUCUUCUAAUGUCUCCACUUAAAGGAGAACGAAUUUUAGGUGUUGAUCCUGGAUUUACAAAUGGCUGUAAAUUGGCAUUGAUUUCGGAAACUGCUGAUGUAUUGGAAACCGGCGUUGUUUAUCCACAUAGCAAACGUAAUGAUCCAGAUCAGUGUGGAAUAACACUUGCAAAAAUGCUAAUUCGAAAUAAAUGUAAACUUAUCGCCUUAGGAAAUGGCACUGCCUGUCGUGAAACUGAAUUUUGGCUAACAAAACUUUUCGAAAAAGGAAUUCUCGAUCCAGAAUAUGUAAAAUACAGUAUUGUCUCUGAACAAGGUGCCUCAAUUUACUCGUGCAGUGAAGUGGCUAAAAAAGAAUUUCCUGAUCUCGAUGUGAAUGUCAUAAGUGCAGUUUCUAUUGCACGUCGCCUAAAUGAUCCCCUAAGUGAGUAUGUUAAAAUUGAACCACGACACAUUGGUGUCGGUAUGUAUCAACAUGACAUAAAUGAGAAAAUUCUAUCGGAGUCUUUGAACGAAGUUGUGUCGGAAUGUGUAAGUUUUGUUGGAGUUGACAUUAAUACAGCAAGUUUAAGUGUUUUAAAACACAUUGCUGGUUUGACUGAAAAACGUGCUGAAAAAAUAAUCCAACAUCGACAAGAGAACGGACCUUUCCGCACCAGAAAGGAUUUGCUUCAAGUAAAGACUAUUGGAGAGAAGACAUUUGUACAAUGUGCUGGAUUCAUACGAAUUGAACCAAAAAGUCUUGGAGGUGAAGUUGACAAUUUAUUAGACUGCACUUGGGUACAUCCAGAAAGUUACACUGUUGCCAAAAAAAUUAUUUCAAAAUGUGGACUUAAUCUCAAAAAUAUAGGGGAACCUGAAUUUAUUUUUAAAAUCAUAAGUUUCAAAAACACACAAUCCGAUGAAUCUUUGACUAAAGAAUUUGGCAUUCCAAUUGAAAGGUUACAAGUCGUACUCGAAGCUCUUCAGAGAGAACUUUUUCAAGAUUAUCGAUCUGAUUUCGAUAAGAAACCACUUUUCAAGCAGGGAAUAACACGAAUGGAAGAUUUAUUUGUUGGAGAAAUUGUUACAGGAGCUGUAACUAACAUCACACAUUUUGGUGCAUUUGUUGAUAUCGGAAUUGAAUGUGAUGGAUUAAUUCAUUCAAGCAAAAUGAAUGGAAUUCAUUUGAAUCUGGGGGAUCGUGUUAAUACAUCUGUUAUUGAUAUUGACAAAAACAGAAGGAGAAUUGCUUUAAGAUUAGAUGAAUUGAUUUAAAUUGGUUUUUAAUUUUUAAAAGUUAAAAGUUGUUAGUUUGUUCCAUUGACUGUCUCAAGUCGUGUGCUGUGCUAUUACUAAGAUUUUUUAUUUGUUGCAUUUAGUACAAAAAAUACAAAAUCUAAAAGACCUUAAAAAAAUACUUAAAAAACAGUAAUUAAUUUAAAUGCAAUAAAAUCGUGUUCGUUUA